AUGGGGGGCGGAUGGUCACCCUAUCUCCCCGUCGGAUGGUUGCCGGCUGCUCCCGUUGCCCCUCCCCGUGUGACCGUGCCUCUCCCUUGCCGCGCCGCUCCCUUCCCUUCCUGGGGCGAGAUCCGGUGGCUGGUGCGCCGGCCCUCCUCGUGGGAUUCGUCGAUGGUGGAGGCGGGAUCCAGUGAGCACGACCUAGAUCCGCCCAUCCACGAUGGUGAUGGCGGCGCGGUGGGCAGGCUACGGCCCCUCCGGCGGCGCACCCCUUCGGCAGCGCGUGCGCAACACCUCGCACGGGCCGCGGUGUCUUACCCAUCACGAUGCGAUACCCAAUCGUUGGCUUAUAUGUUCUGGAUUCUUGGGUACAGUCUCAACGAAGGACAUCAGCUGCUGCAGAGUAAACGGGCUUGCUUUCCGAAGUUGGAAGCCAUUAAGUUGGCAACUGCUGACAUUCUGACAGGAUUAUCCAAAAACAUAAUCACUAUGAAGUGGGAAGACGAUUGUUGUUCCUCUGUUGAAAUUUCUGGGCUCGACAUUGGCUAG
This is a messenger RNA of Miscanthus lutarioriparius, 540 nucleotides long. Lineage: Eukaryota; Viridiplantae; Streptophyta; Magnoliopsida; Poales; Poaceae. The record is from the annotation of a GenBank genome assembly.